UGUCUUGAGUGCAGGCUGAGGACACCGGCUGGACGGGAGAAGGCGGCAGCGCGUCAGCAAGUCGCUCGUCAGUCGCCAGGACCGCGUUGUGAAGCGUCGUGGCCUUGAGUGUCACCCUUGUUGUGUCUCCCUGUGUUGUGCUGAGUGUUGUGCGCGUGUUACCCUCGUGGACUUGACUUGCACGAAAGUGGAAGCGUUCAAGUUGUCGCCGCCCAUCCACGCGUUCUUGUGUACCUGACCCGCGUUGUGCUGGCAGUGAAGUGAAGAAAAUCUUUGCAACUCUGAGUGAACUCUGUAAGAACACUGGAAGAAUUUCGUUUGUCGACCGAAGAGAACAGAAUUGACCCCAAGUGAACAUUUGCAAUUCUUACCAAUCAGAACCUUGACCUAGCGUUUGUGCCUAUUGGCAGGCCCUUCGCCGCCCGCACGCCCUUCGCUCGUGCCUGUGCGUGGGCGCCGUGACGAAGCGCAGCCAAGGUGCGUUACAAAGCGGACUCGGACGGUCGCUUCCUCCCGCGUGACCCUCCUAUAUGCAAACAAAAGCGCGUCGGCUCCGACCUCGCCUCCGCCUCCGCCGCCCACGCAGCCACCGACGCCCUCCUCAGGAGCCCCGGGCCCCCCAGGCCCCCCCGCGGCAGCGCCUGCAGCAGCCCGUCCGCCGCCGCCGCCGCGCCGCUCCGCCGCAGGGACAGGGUAUCUAUGUCCUUCUCGGUGGCCAACCCGGGGUCGUCGUAUGCCGCAGCGAGCGCAGCCCAGGGCGCCUGGACACCUGACCAGGACUCCGUCGUCUCGGGCUUCACCGACGCCAGCAUCUACGCGUCGCUCCAGCGCCACCCGCAGGCCGGGCCUUUCCCGCACCCGCAGCACUUCCAGCAGCAGCAGUACCACCAGCAGCAGCAGCAGCCUCCGCCGCCUCACCUCAGGCGCAAGGCGUCCUUCGUGUCUCUCCGGAGCGCCAAUGCUCGGCCUCUGCACAAGAGAGGAAGGCGUGUCAGCGAGAUGACGGCCGGAGUAGGCGGCGACGGGGGGAUGGGGGGAGAGGUGAUCGAGGUGCAGAUCCUCCCGCAGGACGACAACUGGGGAGACAACACCACCGCCAUCACGGGGAACACCUCCGUGCGCUCAGAGUCCUUCCAGGAUGUCACAAUAAUCGGGAGAGACCAGGAGACAGGUGUGACCUUCACGUGCCAGCGAUACAUUGGUUCGGCUUUGUGUGCCCUCGUGGCCUUCCUGGCUUUCCUCAGCCCCAUAGCGAUGGUGCUGAUCCCUCGCCUGAAUAUUAUUAAGCUGAAGAACGACCCGCCUCUGUGCGACACCGAGUGCGACGGCCUCCUCAUCAGCUUCUCGUUCAAGCUCCUCAUUCUCCUGCUGGGGUCGUGGGCGCUCUUCUUCAGGCAACCCAAGGCCACCAUGCCCCGAAUCUUCAUCUUCCGAGCUCUGGUGACGAUGCUCAUCCUGGUGUUCACGUUCUCCUUCUGGCUGUUCUACGUCGUGCGCAUCAUCGAGAACACGGAGAAGGUGCAAUACCGCUCUAUCGUCUACUUCGCUGUGAGUCUGGUCGACGCCUUGUUGUUCAUCCACUACCUGGCUGUGAUUCUGCUGGAACUGCGACACCUGACGCCCCAGUACAGCGUCAAGGUUCUCAGGUCACCCGACGGGGAAAGCAGGUGGUACAACAUCGGCCAGCUGAGCGUCCAGCGCGCAGCUGCCUGGGUCUUGGAGAAGUACUACCAGGACUUCUCCAUCUACAACCCCUACUUGGACCGCCUGCCCUCCAAGAAGAAGCACUCGACUAACUCCUCCUUCAAGUAUUACGAUGUGGAUGGCAACGAGGAAAAUGCUGAGGGCCAUACACGAGCUGUAUUAACUGCGAGUGCUCGACGACGUGAUUCCGCUCACAAUGAAAGGUUCUAUGAGGAACACGAAUACGAGAGAAGAGUGCGAAAGCGAAAGGCUCGGCUCAUAACAGCAGCUGAAGAAGCUUUCACACACAUUAAGCGAAUGCAUGAAGAGCAGGGUCCAAGUGCUCCAAUGGAUCCUCAUGAAGCAGCCCAGUCCAUAUUCCCCUCUUUAGCACGAGCUUUGCAGAAGUAUCUGCGCAUCACAAGGCAGCAGCCAAGACACACUAUGGAGUCAAUCCUGAACCAUUUGGCCAUCUGUCUUGCACAUGAUAUGAGUCCCCGGGCUUUCUUAGAAAAGUACCUUUUGUCAUCGCCUGUGUUACAGAAUGAUAAAGAACACCGAGGAGUCCAGUCAUGGGGUCUUGUGUGUGACCAGCUUCUCUCUCGAGCAAUUGACGAAGGCACCAUUUUCCAGCUACGUCAAGCAGAUGUGUGUCUCCUGUGCAGUGUCCAUGCUAUUCCACACUUUUCUAUAGCUGAGGAAAUCAUUCACCCGAAAAGCAACAAAUUUGUUCUCAGGCUGAACUCAGAAACCAGUGUAUAAUUCUAUAAUUUUUGUGACAAAAUGGACAUAUGGAAUUUUCGGACAAUUCAAAGUGUUAAGUGCGAUAAUGAACGCUACAUUUACUGGUUCCACUGACAUUCAAGUGAUACCCAUGUGUGUCAAUGUGUUCCCUCUGCCUACCAUGCCAAAGUUAAUAGACAACUCCCAGUUAAGUGUGUGAAUCAACUCUCAAGUUACAUCAUGUUCCUGAUGAUACUCUGAUCUGGAAUGGAAUAGGAUGACAUUGCUGUCUUCAUAUACAGUAUGUGUUUGCAUAAAAAAUAUUAAUGUCAUGUUCACAAAAAUUAUGCUUAAAAGUGAGAACCUAAGAGUGUAUUAGAGGUGUAGAGAGAAUGGACAUCUCUUGUUAUCCCUUUGGAAAGGUGAAGACAAUACGUUACUCAUACACCCAAAAGCUUUGUAAAUGGUUGUUGUCUGAUCAAGAGAAUCAGUAGUAGAAAAACUGCACAAGAAGUACACCUCAUCCCACCUGAAGCUUCCGUUGUGCUGGCCCUUAUUUGUUGUUGCCUUACGAUCUAAGCUAUGAAAUCUGUCUUUGUUUCUUUCUUUGUGUUCUGUGUACCUUUCCUUAUGAUCAUGGGACAAAGACCCAGUGCACAGUCAAGGAACAGGUUGUAUGUAUUAAUUUCCUAAGCUCAAAUAUUGUGUAUACCUUUAUUAUACCCAAGAACAGAAAGUUCACCACUUUCUAGUCGUCUGUUAUACUUGUAGAUCUGUGUGAAUGGAUUUUUUUGUAAAGGAGCAUGCUAUGAGGGAUGUAAAAUUGAAGUGUAAUUAUGUUGAAUAACUAAGUGUAGUUUAAAAUAACAUUCUCAAGAGCAUCAUUUCAUGGUAAAUAAUUCAUUCAUUGCUGCAAAUUGUGCAUACUGUACCUCUGAUGCUACAGUGCCAUGCUGAGAGAAGCAGAAUUGUGAUGUCUCUGCAUUCAUCAUUUUUUAUGUAAGAGUAACAUUAAAAAGGAAAAAAUAAUUAUCAUCAUCAUUAUUAUUAUUUAGUAAUAUGAUGACCUGAUAUGCAAUGUGUCAGUUACUAGAUUUUUUAAAUAUUUACCUUUUUAUAUUUUUAUUCAGUUGCAUCACGGCUAUAUGAGAAAUUGGAAUGCGUGAGGGUUGUUUCAUGCUAGCAAAACAAAGCACUGUUUGGAUGAAGUCCAUCAGAAUGUCCAAGAAUGAAGUAUAAUUUGAUUAUGUCGUUUCCAUUGUUUAGCGACUGCCUAGUUUCUCAAACCCAAUAUUGUGUUCUGGGCAUAGUUAAAUAUUCAGGCUAUUAGUGUCAUGUGUUUUACAUGUUGUUUGUCAUCCCUAGCUUCUCUUAGCAAGAGUUGUAAACCAGUACAAGCCCCUGCGAUGGCAUGUGAAAUUCAGUUCCAUCUGGUGCGUUUAUGUUUUUACGUAGAGCCAAAGGUUUCAAUUUACGUGUAUAUAGAGUGUAUAUAUUGAUGUUGUUAUUUUUAUAGCCAUACAGUUAGUGUGCUAUUUAUUUCUUGUGUUUGUUAUUCAUGAUUAGGCAAAAUAUCUGGAAAUUCCAUGAAAUUCGGUGUUCGACUUUUUGUUUUAGAUCUUUUCAAAUUAAUAUUCAACAUCGUUAAAUUACUUUUAAAAAUUACAAAUUUUAUUCAGAAAGUGUAUCAAAUGUUGCAUUGAGCAUUUACAUACACUAGUAAAAUUACUCAUGUACCAUUUUAUGUAUUUUUGUGUAACUUAGUUUAUGUAUCAAUCAGUUAGCAAGAUCUUAAAAUGUUUAGUAUGUUAUAUCUCAUAGACCAAAACAUUUGUAGUAACCUAUGUGUUGCUAUAAAAAGGAGUAACUUCUACCUAUUAUGGUAAAGCCAUUUUCACUGGUUAUUAUACUCAAAUAUUACAAUAGAUUUCCCAUAGUCUCAAGUCAACAUAUCUCUCAUUUAUUGAAGCUAAAAUUUUUACAGACAUUCUUUCGUUACCUCAAAUUAGGAUUAUAGUGUGCAGCUGAAUGCACUUCCUUGGAACAUGAUUGUUUCAUAUAUUUUAUGUAGUCUAAAUCAUCAAUUGAUCAUCAGUGGUCUUUUUAGGCAUAUCAACUUUGUAAAAUAGCCUAGUGAGUGCUGUUUAUAAUAGUAAAUAAAAUACAGUUAUGAGAA
This is a messenger RNA of Penaeus indicus, 4582 nucleotides long. RefSeq names its product vang-like protein 2 (gene Vang). NCBI's taxonomy places the organism in Eukaryota, Metazoa, Arthropoda, Malacostraca, Decapoda, Penaeidae. The record is from RefSeq and is a predicted model, not a curated record. Gene Ontology annotation, biological process: establishment of planar polarity; multicellular organism development; Wnt signaling pathway, planar cell polarity pathway. Gene Ontology annotation, cellular component: plasma membrane. The coding region runs from base 700 to 2445 and encodes 581 amino acids. The transcript has 10 exons.